AAGUGGCAGUAAAGAUGGCCGCCUCAGCUGACCCUGAGGAGAGAGGCGCCGCAGACGCUCCUACGACAUGGCCGAGCUCCUUGACGUGCAGGUUGUGGCGUAAUUGAGUUGGAAAACUGCUACAGGUAUUACUUAAGACCUACAAAAUGGAUCAUGUCAAGGCCAUCCCCUUGGUGGUGGGACUGGUGAUUGUGGUUGGUACAGCUAUUCUCACCAAGCUGUACCUCUCCAAAAAGCGUGGGCCUCCUCGCACACUCCAGGAUCCUACUGUAAAGUAUCCAUUAGAACUGAUCGAACGAGAAGAGUUAUCUCAUGAUACAAGACGUUUUCGGUUCAAGCUGCCAUCUGCUGAUCACGUUUUAGGCUUGCCCAUUGGUCAACACAUCUACCUCUCGGCCCGAGUUGAUGGACAGGUGGUGGUGCGCCCCUACACCCCCGUCUCCAGUGAUGAGGACAGGGGACACUUGGAUCUUGUGGUCAAGGUUUACUUCAAGAACGUUCAUCCAAAGUUUCCUGAUGGAGGUAAAAUGAGUCAACACUUGGAGGCUAUGAAGUUGGGGGAGACUAUUGAUGUGCGAGGACCAUCGGGUUUACUAGAGUACCGAGGACGUGGAGUAUUUGCCAUUAAACCAGACAAGAAGUCGCCACCAAAUUUAGUCACAGGCAAAAAAGUCAACAUGAUUGCUGGUGGCACUGGAAUCACCCCCAUGCUUCAGCUGGUGCGUCAGGUGGCUCGUGAUGAGGAAGACAAGACACAGCUGGCUCUCGUCUUUGCCAACCAAACUGAGGCUGACAUAUUACUCAGGAAUGAACUGGAGGAUGUGCUAGCUCAACACCCAGACCAAUUCAAACUGUGGUACACUGUAGAUCGUCCAGAAGAAGGAUGGAAAUACAGCAGUGGAUUUGUAAGUGCAGAAAUGAUCUCGGACCACCUUUACCCUCCCGCUGAUGAUACAUUGGUGUUGAUGUGUGGCCCACCCCCUAUGAUUAACUUUGCAUGUAUCCCCAAUCUGGACAAAUUGGGGUAUUCUCCAAACUUGAGGUUUGCCUACUAAUCUGCUUGGACAAGAAUUACCAGUGGUAAGAAUUAAUACUAAUAAGAAUUAGUAUGACAUAUAAUACUUGUUCUGAUAAAUAUUAAGAUAGUACAGUAUUAAAAUUUAUGAAACCUAACUGUGGCAGUUAUAUUGCAAUCUGCAUUAAACAAAGCCUUUUAGUUAAAACUUAAAAGGUUUAUGCAGAUAUUCCUAAAUUGUCAUUUUACAGGUACAAUACACAAGUUUGUGGAUAACAUUUAAUAUUCAGUAUCUGCAUAUUAUAUGCCUUCUUGCUCCGGGAGUGGUACUCCCUUGAGUUAGUACCCACAUGUAGAAACUUUCAGAAAUAUUUUGGCAACUUUUCCUCCAUACUUCCAUGUGACAAAGAAUACAUGAGUAGUUAAAACAUGUGUUGAAGAUUUCUAUUUGCUUUAGCUGCUAUGCAAGGUAAUACUCGGUGAUUUUUGUUGUGAAAAUAACAGUAUAUAUAUUAUUGAGUUGUAAUGGAGCUGUAAUGAAGGAUAAAGUAGGGAUUACAGAAACAAUGUCGCCACCAUUGGUGCUGUAGUGUGAAUGUCAACAAGGAAAAGAACAAUUUGUGUAAUAGUAGGUCACCUGAUCUACUGUCUUCUGAUAUUUAAUUAAUGUGAUAUUAAUAAUUUUGAGAAUGUAUCUUCUCGAGAUGAUUUGUAAGUAAAUUCUUGAGAUGUAAAUUGUAAGUACAGUAUGUACUUCUGAGGGAUGUUUUUAAAUUAUAGUAUAUUAAAUGUUCUUGUAUACUGUGGAUUGUUUUUGUUUUUUUGUAGAUAGUCGUGAACUAAGAGUAUCGUAAAUAUAGAUAACUUAGCGCAACAGAAGAAAUAUUUUGAAUACUGAAAUAUUUGGUUUAGCAUAAUCUUUCAAGCAAGAUUGUUCUCACUUGAAAAUUCUAUAUACUGUACUCAUAACAAUAGGGACACAAAAGGUUGUGUUUCAUAAACAUAAUUUUAAAUACAAUUGUCUUAAAAAUUAUAGUCUGAAUUAUUUUGGAAAAUGUUUAUAGACAUGAUUAUUAUUACUUUUGUUUCAUAAUUUCAGUACAGUAUGUUAUAUUGUCUAAAAUUAUUUGGUAUAAUCCAGGUACACUCUUGUUUUCUUGUGUACACCAUAGUAUAAAAUAUCUUCACGUAAGAGCUACAAGGUCAGUGUGGUGUGGACAUAUCUUUAGUUUCGUUUUAGUAGAGGGAUUGUUAUAAUGUGUACGUUCUUUGUAUGGAAUAUGUGGUGAAUUAAAGGCUAUUUUUGUCUACAGUGACUGGUGCUAGAGCUCCAGUUAUAAUAUAGGGUGAGGGAUACAAGUACUGUAUUUUCACUAAACAUUAGCUACUAAUUUCAGACACACGACAGCUUAAACCAUAGUAUAGAUUCUUUAUAUUAUGCAAAAAAAUAAUGUUUAGCUGUGUAUUGACUAAUAAAACUUUAUAUUAAAUAAAAAUUGA
Molecule: messenger RNA, 2515 nt
Organism: Procambarus clarkii (red swamp crayfish)
Lineage: Eukaryota; Metazoa; Arthropoda; Malacostraca; Decapoda; Cambaridae
Product: NADH-cytochrome b5 reductase 2
Molecular function (GO): FAD binding; oxidoreductase activity
Source: RefSeq, a predicted model, not a curated record